ACCUGAUUUUAAUGGUUUUAAUGAAGAUUUCUCUGAGUGGAGCAGAGACUGAACUCUGACUCUGACAUGUUAUUAAUGUGAGGAACAGCAGCUGAUGAUUUUACAGGAAUAUAAAUAAUCUGGAACAACAAGGAGUCAGAUCCACAGUCACACACCUGGACAACAUAACAACAGAUAAAUCUGACAGCUGAUAACAUCUGUAUUUAAUCAUCAGAUCAAUCAGAUCAGUUCCAGUUCAGAUCAUUAUCAAUGAUCAGAAUCACAGUCAAAGACAUGACUUUGUUUCAGCCUCUGUUCACCUGGAAACAGUUCUCUCAGCAGGUGGAGGCUCUGAUAUGAAUCAGUGUGAGGACAGAGAGGAGGGAGCCCAACCCUCUAAAACAACUGGACUUGGACCUGGACCUGGACCUGGACCUGAACCCAGCUGUGUGUCCAUAAAGAGUGACUGGUCAAAGGAUAUGGAUAUUCAUUUUAAACAAAGAUCUUCACCUAACGAUGUAAUGUAUCAGAGACAAGACUCACCUAGACCUGGACCCAGCUGUGUGUCUAUGAACAGUGACAUGUCCAUGGAGCCACCAGUAGCUUUUAAAGGACCUGCAUCUAAAACAGAAGUUCUGCAGCACAGAGUUCAAAGCAGUCAGUUCCAGCAGCAACAACCAGACCUGGACUCCAUAUUCAUGCUGCUGGAGGAGAACAUUGUAAAUUUUGUGAAGAAUGAGCUGAAGAAGAUGCAGAAGGUUCUGAGUCCAGAUUACCCAGAAUGCUUAGAGAGUCAGAGGGAGGAUGAGGAGGUGUUGGACAGUGAGGAUGAAGAUCAGAGGAGGAGCAGCAGAGAGGCGUUUCUGAAGAUCACAGUGAACUUCCUGAGGAGAAUGAAGCAGGAGGAGCUGGCUGACUGUCUGCAGAGCAGACAUCCUGUUGCUCUUUGUCAAUUUAAACUGAAGUCUAACCUGAGGAAGAAGUUCCAGUGUUUGUUUGAGGGGAUCUCUAAAGCAGGAAACCCAACCCUUCUGAAUCAGAUCUACACAGAGCUCUACAUCACAGAGGGAGGGACUGGAGAGGUCAAUGAUGAACAUGAGGUCAGACAGAUUGAAACAGCAUCCAGGAAACCAGCCAGACCAGAAACAACCAUCAGACAAGAAGACAUCUUUAAAGCCUCACCUGGAAGAGAUGAACCAAUCAGAACAGUGAUGACAAAGGGAGUGGCUGGCAUUGGGAAAACAGUCUUAACACAGAAGUUCACUCUGGACUGGGCUGAAGACAAAGCCAACCAGGACAUACACUUCACAUUUCCAUUCACUUUCAGAGAGCUGAAUGUGCUGAGAGAGAAAAAGUUGAGCUUGGUGGAACUUGUUCAUCACUUCUUUACUGAAACCAAAGAAGCAGGAAUCUGCAGGUUUGAAGAGUUCCAGGUUGUGUUCAUCUUUGACGGUCUGGAUGAGUGUCGACUUCCUCUGGACUUCCACAACACUGAGAUCCUGACUGAUGUUACAGAGUCCACCUCAGUGGACGUGCUGCUGACAAACCUCAUCAGGGGGAAACUGCUUCCCUCUGCUCACCUCUGGAUAACCACACGACCUGCAGCAGCCAAUCAGAUCCCUCCUGAGUGUGUUGACAUGGUGACAGAGGUCAGAGGGUUCACUGACCCACAGAAGGAGGAGUACUUCAGGAAGAGGUUCAGAGAUGAGGAUCAGGCCAGCAGGAUCAUCUCCCACAUCAAGACCUCACGAAGCCUCCACAUCAUGUGCCACAUCCCAGUCUUCUGCUGGAUCACUGCUACAGUUCUGGAGGAUGUGUUGAAAACCAGAGAGGGAGGAGAGCUGCCCAAGACCCUGACUGAGAUGUACAUCCACCUCCUGGUGGUUCAGUCCAAACUGAAGAGCGUCAAGUAUGAUGGAGGAGCUGGGACAAAUCCACACUGGAGUCUAGAGACCAGGAAGAUGAUUGAGUCUCUGGGAAAACUGGCUUUUGAUCAGCUGCAGAAAGGAAACCUGAUCUUCUAUGAAUCAGACCUGACAGAGUGUGGCAUCAAUAUCAGAGCAGCCUCAGUGUACUCAGGAGUGUUCACACAGAUCUUUAAAGAGGAGAGAGGACUGUACCAGGACAAGGUGUUCUGCUUCGUCCAUCUGAGUGUUCAAGAGUUUCUGGCUGCUCUUCAUGUCCAUCUGACCUUCAUCAACUCUGGAGUCAAUCUGCUGUCAGAAGAACAAACUACAUCCAAGAAGUCUGAAACAAGAAAAGAUGAAUCAAUCAGAAAACUAUCAUCAUCCUGGUUGUCUAAAGUGUUGGGAGGCAAAUCAACACGUUUCUACCAGAGUGCUGUGGACAAGGCCUUACAGAGUCCAAAUGGACACCUGGACUUGUUCCUCCGCUUCCUCCUGGGUCUUUCACUGCAGACCAAUCAGACUCUCCUUCGAGGUCUGCUGACACAGACAGGAAGUAGCUCAGAGAUCAACCAGGAAACAGUCCAGUACAUCAAGAAGAAGAUCAGUAAGAAUCUGUCUCCAGAGAAAAGCAUCAAUCUGUUCCACUGUCUGAAUGAACUGAAUGAUUGUUCUCUAGUGGAGGAGAUCCAACAGUCCCUGAGUUCAGGACGUCUCUCUACAGAUAAACUGUCUCCUGCUCAAUGGUUAGCUCUGGUCUUCAUCUUACUGUCAUCAGAAAAAGAUCUGAACGUGUUUGACCUGAAGAAAUACUCUGCUUCAGAGGAGGCUCUUCUGAGGCUGCUGCCAGUGGUCAAAGCCUCCAACAAAGCUCUACUGAGUGGCUGUAACCUCUCAGAGAGAAGCUGUGAAGCUCUGUCCUCAGUUCUCAGCUCCCAGUCCUCUAGUCUGAGAGACCUGGACCUGAGGAACAAUAACCUGCAGGAUUCAGGAGUGAAGAUGUUGUCUGUUGGACUGAAGAGUCCACACUGUUCACUGGAAGCUCUCAGUCUGUCAGGUUGUCUGAUCACAGAGGAAGGCUGUGCCUCUUUAGUCUCAGCUCUGAGCUCCAACCCCUCCCAUCUGAGACAACUGGACCUGAGCUACAAUCAUCCAGGAGAUACAGGAGUGAAGCUGCUGUCUGCUGGACUGAAGGAUCCAGACUGGAAACUGAACUCCCUCAGACUGGGUGGCUGUAACCUCUCAGAGAGAAGCUGUGAAGCUCUGUCCUCAGUUCUCAGCUCCCUGUCCUCUAGUCUGAGAGAUCUGGACCUGAGUAACAACAACCUGAAGGAUUCAGGAGUGAAGGUUCUUUCUGUUGGACUGGAGAGUCCACACUGUGAACUGGAGAUUCUCAGUCUGUCAGGCUGUCUGAUCACAAAGGAAGGCUGUGCCCCUCUGGUCUCAGCUCUGAGCUCCAACCCCUCCCAUCUGAGAGAGCUGGACCUGAGCUACAAUCAUCCAGGAGACUCAGAGGUGAAGCUGCUGUCUGCUGGACUGGAGGAUCCGGAUUGGAAACUGGGUACUCUCAGGGUGGACCACUGUGGACCACAGACACUGAGACCUGGUCUGAGGAAGUACGCCUGUGAACUGGAACUGGACACAAACACAGUGAACAGAUUCCUCAAACUGUCUGACAACAACAGGACAGUGACAUGCAUAGUGACGUGUCAGUCAUAUCCUGAUCAUCCAGAAAGAUUUCUGUGGUGUCCUCAGCUGCUGUGUAGAACUGGUCUGACUGGUCGCUGUUACUGGGAGGUGGAGUGGAGAGGAGAGGUUGAGAUUUCAGUGAGUUACAGAGGAAUCAGAAGGAAAGGAACCGGUGUGGACUGUGAGUUUGGACGAAAUGAUCAGUCCUGGAGUCUGAUCUGCUCUGAUGAUGGUUACUCUGUCAGGCACAAUAACAGAGAGACACCCAUCACCUCCUCCUCCCCCUCCUCCUCCUCCUCUGUCUCUAACAGAGUAGCAGUGUAUGUGGACUGUCCUGCUGGCUCUCUGUCCUUCUACAGAGUCUCUGAGAAACUGAUCCACCUUCACACCUUCAAAACCACAUUCACUGAACCUCUUUACCCAGGGUUUGGGGUCAUGCCUCGGUCUAGGUAUGGGCUGCGGUUCAGGUAUGAUUCCUCAGUGACUCUGCAUCAUCUGUAGGUUGGAGGGUCAGAAACCCUGCUGACUGAACUUUGAACUUUCUCAGACACUGAUGAAAAGAUUUAAUUUCAUUUCAGAAAAGAGGAUCUGACUGAUUGUUGAACAUGCAGAUUCAGGAGGAGCAUUGUGGAUUCUGUCCUGGCCGUGGGACAGUAGACCAGCUCUUUAUCCUAGCAGGAGUGCUGUGGGGGGAGUCUAUGUGCGCGUCUACGUCACGUCACGUGACUCACAUGACGGUGCAACAUCAAAAAACAAGAGGGGGGAAAGGGAGUAAAGUGUGCCUGCUCUGCGCUGACACAGGAGCGGCAAGUCCAGCGACCUGGCUGUUUCCUCUUUGCUGAAACCGCAGCAUUGCAAACAAGAGCGGAACUUAAAGUAAAGAAUCGAUCUCACCAGGCUAGUAUCGAUCCGAUACCGAUACCAACUUGGUAUCGAUACUAUCGAUAUUUGGAUUGAUCCGCCCACCACUAGAUCAAAUAGAGACAUUCUAUAAAGUGGUUCAUAUUCAUAUUUCCAUCAUUAAUGCUGCAUGUUUUGGUCUGUAGUCUACAAUUACAACAGCCUGUCACAUUAUAUUGUCUUUCAGGACAAAUUAAAAUAACUGAAACUGAAAAUGGAAAAUGCGGAGCAUUAAAAACAUAAUUUAUUGGUCCACAUAUCUCUACCAUCCACUACAUAC
Lates calcarifer (barramundi perch) is the source of this 4752-nucleotide messenger RNA. Its product is annotated as NLR family CARD domain-containing protein 3. Bases 336 to 4073 code for a protein of 1245 amino acids. The transcript has 13 exons. Lineage: Eukaryota; Metazoa; Chordata; Actinopteri; Centropomidae. Gene Ontology annotation, molecular function: protein binding. The record is from RefSeq and is a predicted model, not a curated record.